GAAAGAGAGAGAGAGAGUGAGACGUGAGUAAGCGUAGUAGAGCUGGAGCAAAGAGGGAAACGGAACGGAGCCCAGUUAUACCUAGUCGGUGUCGGUACUGUCAGUAGUUGUGCAGGGGACACCAGCCCGCGAGUAUCUCAACGUAGAGCUCUUCUUCUGGUAUUUGGUAUACACGUUCGCUCGAAGUACAUACACUUGUCGCAGGUGCGUAAAUCGUGGAUUUUUCGCACCCAUACGAGCAGCAUACUUUGCACGAACAUGUGCUACCGAGGGUUCGCUCGCCUUGCCUUCGUCUCUUAACAUAUUAUAGGUAUAGGAGAGUAUUUUGUGCUCCAUCUAGAAGAGGAGUCAAAACUGACAAAGAGGCCCAGCCCCGGGGGUAGGCAAGUAAGCGUGCGUGUGUGUGUAUGUGUCUCUAGAGAAGAGAGGCGCUAAGGAACAAGUGUGUGAGGUGGUGCGCGAGUCAAACAGUUUCCUCUUAUCAUUUGAUGAAACUGUAAGGUGUUGCGCCGUUGAUUACCGAAGAAGUUGUCGACGUCGUCUGGUGUCUUCGGUGUCGCGAGUGGGUGCUGCAGGGCUGGUUUCUCCCGAGCCUCCGCUAGUGUUUAUCUCCGUUUGGUGCCUGUGGCUCUGUUGUUUCGUUUUUUUUCUUUUCUGUUCGUUUUUUCUUCCGUUCCCGGCUGCUUCUUCCCCCUGUGCUGCAAACGUACACAUGGGUACGUGAAGUCGUGAGGAAAAAAAAAAGAAGCAAGAGGGACACCUAUAUCUGGGGAGACUCGUAGUGGUAUAGGAGACAGAGCCGAUACUUACACGAGUCUGAGGAAAAAGAAAAGAAGAAGAGGGUUUCGGGCCAGCCUGUAGUCACCGUCCACGGUAAACCGGCGACUUGCAGCACGCACCACCCGUUCUAGUAAGAGAGCUCUAACCUUGCAAAAAAAAAAAAAAAAAAAGAAAAAAACAUCAACCAAUCAGCACCAGCACACCUGAGCAUUUACAAGCCAAUCGAGCAAACGUCACCCUAAGCAUGUCUCACCACAGCGACGACAACAUGCUGAUUGCGACCUCGGACUCGUUCUGGGAGCCGGGCAACUACAAGCGCACGACCAAGCGCAUUGAGGACGGGCAAAAGCUCUGCGACGGCCUGAUCGCCCUCGUCCAGGAGCGCGCCGAGAUAGAAAAGGUGUACGUGAAGGCCCUAAAAACCUGGUCGAAGCACUGGAACGAGAAGAUCGAGAAGGGACCAGAGUACGGGACCACCGAGGCCGCCUGGAAGGGCGUCCUCGUCGAGGCGGACCGGCUCUGCGACCUCCACACCAGGAUUCGGGACAACCUCUGCAACAACAUCGUACAGCAGGUCAAGACGUGGCAGAAGGACACCUAUCACAAGACGAUGAUGACCCUCAAGGAGAAGAAGGACAUGGACGACGCGUUCAAGAAGGCCCAGAAGCCGUGGUCCAAGAUCCUGCAGAAGGUCGAGAAGGCCAAGAGCGACUACCACAACAGCUGCAAGUCCGAGCGCAGCGCGGCCAACAUGGAGCGGAACGCCUGCGCCGACAGUUCGCUGUCGCCCGAUCAGACUGCCCGAGGCUCUGACAGCGUGAAGAAAUUGCAAGAUAGGGUGCAAAAAUCCAAGGAGGAAGUGCAAAAGGCCAAGGAAAAGUACGAGAGCGCAUUACAGGAGAUCAAUCAGUACAACCCCAAAUACAUGGAGGACAUGACUCAGGUGUACGAAAAGUGCCAAGAAAUGGAAGCCCAGCGGCUUCAAUUCUUUAAGGACGUGCUUUUCGGUAUUCACAAAUGCCUAAAUAUUUAUCAAGAUCCAGAGCUUCCGCAAAUUUACGAAGAAUUGUACCAUACGAUCAACAACGCAGACCACGAAAAGGAUCUUAAAUGGUGGUCGAACAAUCAUGGAGUUAACAUGGCCAUGGCCUGGCCUCAGUUCGAGGAUUACACCGAGGAAUUCCGCGACAUCGCCAAGGGCUCCAAGUCAAAGGAGGCACUGCCCGCCGGACAAAUCACCCUUAUCAAUCAACGCCCCGUCGGCGAGGACCUGCAUGAUUAUCCGCCAACGAACAACAAAUCCAAGGCAAAGCCCGCGAGCAGAGUCAUAUCGCAAGAGUCGAAUCACAGCGACGGUAAAACCGACACGAACAGCUCGACGAAACCUCAGCCCGAGAAAAACAACCACGACGCUAACUCGGUCAACAGAAAUUCCACGAUUACAAACGGCAGUAAUAACGGCAAGCAAGAGUCAAAUCCUUUCGAUGAAGAAGAAUGGGACGAGGACGGGGCGGAACCAUUGGUCGACAACGGCGAGCCCGGAGUGCCCGUCAAGGCGUUGUAUAACUACGACGGCACAGAGGCCGACGAGCUCACUUUCAAAGAAGGUGACAUAUUUGAAAAACUCGAGGACGAAGACGAGCAGGGCUGGUGUAAGGGCAGGAAAGACGGCAAGGUCGGCUUGUAUCCGGCCAACUACGUGGAUCCGGUUUCCCCGGCUUCUUAAGAGAAAGGAAGCCAAAGUUCACGUGACUCAGAGAGAAUAUUCAAUAAAAGGAAAUAAUUAAAGUCUACAUUAACAAGUGUAUGUUGAAAGGAAGAGAACAAGAAAAAGGGAAAUAAUAAUGGAUAAUAAAAGAAACCAAAUCAGCCGAUAAAUGAAAGCGAUCGCGUGCUUUAGAGCAAAUCGUCAGUAUCAGCGCCAUUUGUUUAAUCUUCGAGGUGGAUCAGCGCAAUUGCACAUAUUACAUGCCCCAAGACGAUACGGCGGAGAUACAUACACCGAGAAGACGGUUUUAUUCCCCUCAGCAUUAAUCAACUCUUGCAUAGCGUAAAAAAAAAAAAAAAAAACUAUAUUCACACCCGUAUAUACAUCAAGACUCAAAGGACAUACACUAAACAGUUAAAUAACGAAAGAAAUGAAAGGUUAAAUUAAAGUGAACGGGCGAUUUUUUUCCCUAACACAUACGUAGGUAGACUAUAGGGUAUAGUGAGAAAAAAAAAAAAUCCGUCGCUAGUGUAUUUAACUUGCGAAAGAGAAAAAGAAUGAGAUAAUAACUUUAAGGUGUACGUACAGAGACGGAAAUUGUGGAAGAGGGAUCGUUUUUACGUUUUUGUUGUUAUGUUAUCUUUUUUUUACCUCUCCUCUUUCGCGACGAUGGUUACAUAAACAAUACUGCUCAACAAAUAAUUUGUUCAACGAUGCAAGAGUGUGGAAUAAAUAUACCUGACACUUGGAGAGCUUUCUUCCUCUUACAGCGAGUGCACGUGAGAAAGAGAGAUAUUUGUGAGUAUCUAUAGUAUUCCUGUUUAUUUUAUUUUUUUUUUUUUUGAGAGAGAAAGAGAGAGAGCGAGAUUUGUGUAUUUAAUUUAUUGUUGUUGCGACAUUUGCGAGUGCAUCGCCGAGUAGGCGGUAACACGUUACGUCGAAAUUCAUGAAUAAAAAAAUAAGUGAAAAAAAAAACAUUCUGAAUGAUGUCAUUAUUGUACAUAAUAGUAUUAAUUACAUAGCUAUAUAUAUAUAUAUAUAUAUAUAUAUAUAUGAAUAUUAUAUAUGAAACAUGAGUAAUAACACAUAAAAGGCUAAAAAAACUAUUACUGUCGUUUAACGAGGUAUAUUGAUAAAAGAAAGAUUAAUCUGAAUUAAUAUAACGCAAGUUACAUUAACAAAGGAAGUUUAGGGGCCGAGGAAGUAGGCAUCAACAUGUUUUACCCAAAACUCAAUUCAAUUCAAAUAAGACUUGUUGCGUAUUAACUGGGACCUAAGAAUCAAUAAUAAAAAAGAAAAAAAAAAUAAGGGGAAA
Messenger RNA from Copidosoma floridanum, 3803 nucleotides. It is a transcript of the gene Synd, whose product is annotated as protein kinase C and casein kinase substrate in neurons protein Synd. The record is from RefSeq and is a predicted model, not a curated record. Gene Ontology annotation, cellular component: endosome; plasma membrane; cytoplasm. NCBI's taxonomy places the organism in Eukaryota, Metazoa, Arthropoda, Insecta, Hymenoptera, Encyrtidae. Gene Ontology annotation, biological process: regulation of endocytosis; cytoskeleton organization; plasma membrane tubulation. Gene Ontology annotation, molecular function: protein binding; phospholipid binding.